Messenger RNA from Phoenix dactylifera (date palm), 1181 nucleotides. RefSeq lists its product as uncharacterized. The record is from RefSeq and is a predicted model, not a curated record. NCBI's taxonomy places the organism in Eukaryota, Viridiplantae, Streptophyta, Magnoliopsida, Arecales, Arecaceae.
AAGCCAACUAAAUUCCAUCUCCGCUCCGGUUUCUUUCCUCUCCCUUUCCUCCUCCCUCUCGCUCUCUCUAUAUCUCCCUUUCUUGUUUCGCGCUGGCCUUCGGAACUCGUGAAUGGUGAGAGAUUACCUGACGCCCUCCCCCUUCUUCUCGUCGUCGUCGUCGAAGAAGAGGGCGACCGCGGCACGAGUCCACCCUACCUCCUCGGAUUCCUCUUUGUUCUUCGGUUCCUGCAUGCAGGGCUGGCACUACCGCUGCCUCGGCCUCGAUCCCUCCUUCCACCCAUCUCCCACCACCGACUGACCGCCACGAUCCGUCUUUCCUCUCAAUAAUUAAUUCCAACCAAUCAAAAGGGGUUUUUUUUAAAAAAAAGAAAAUCCAUCUAUUUUUUGAUCGCCGCCGCUGCCGACGAUGGCCCUCGUCGCUCCGUCCUUGCAGAUCAAGCUCAAGAAAAACCGGCAGCUUCCCCGAGGACGCGGUGGAGGCAAUCGGGCUGGUGCCAGCAACCGAUGCCUCAUCACCGUCAAUGUUUUGGGCAGCGCUGGUCCCAUCCGCUUUCUGGUGAACGAAGGGGAGAUGGUCGGCACCGUCAUAUCCACCGCCCUCAAGUCCUACGCCCGGGAGGGCCGCCUUCCCGUCCUCGGCUCCGAUUUCAAUAACUUCCUUCUCUAUUCUGGAUCUGAUGCUUUGAGCCCUUGGGAGUCGAUCGAUUCUCGCGGCACGAGGAACUUCGUGUUGUGCAAGAAGGAGGGGGUGGUGGAUGAGCGUGCUUCCCAGGUGCUUGGCAGGAAAGGGAGCGGGAGCUGGAGAACCUGGCUUAACAAGUCCCUCAGUUUCAGGAUUUCUUCUCACUGAAAGACGAAGAUUUAUUAUUGCUUCUGUUUUCCUUCCUGCCUCUCUUUCUCCUAUUGGAGGUUAGUUUGAAUUCAUGCUCUGCUGGAUAGAAGCAUGAGAGCAAAAGGGCAGGGGGAUUCUUUCUAUCUACGUGCUAAAUUUUCUUGGGUCUGUCAUGCUCUUCUAUUUAUUUGGCUUGAGUCUCGGUUGGGAUCUUUUUGUUUGAGAUGAUAAUAAUUUCCAUUGUGAUUUGGAAAACUUGAGUCUUUAAUUCUUUCUUUUCUUUGAAGAUGAAAAAGACCGUUUAAGUACUUAGAAAUUAAUAAAGUUGACAGUUGUUUCAGGCUUA